AUGACUGUGGCUGGCAAAAAGGAAGUGGAAGGCAUCUCUGUUGUCGAUGCGGUUGGUAACACCCCACAGGCAGCGGCUGCGUUGUUAACAGUGGAUGCUGGUUCGGCACAUGAGAAUCAAGGUGUGCGAGAGGCACGCCAAUUUGGCUUCGGAAGGCUUUUUGGCAGGCGAGGCGGUUUUGGUGGAAGACGCGGUUUCGGUGGCGGUGGGCGCGGUUUCGGUGGUGGAGGGCGCGGUUUCGGUGGUGGAGGGCGCGGUNGGAUGCUGGAUCGGCACAUGAGAAUCAAGGUGUGCGAGAGGCACGCCAAUUUGGCUUCGGAAGGCAUUUUGGCAGGCGAGGCGGUUUUGGCGGAGGGCGCGGUUUCGGUGGUGGAGGGCGCGGUUUCGGUGGCGGAGGGCCCCGUUUCUUCGGUGGCGGAGGGCCCCGUUUCUUCGGUGGUGGUGGUCGGAGAGGUGGAUUCUUCGGCUGAGUAA
Messenger RNA from Rhagoletis zephyria (snowberry fruit fly), 474 nucleotides. RefSeq names its product rRNA 2'-O-methyltransferase fibrillarin-like. Lineage: Eukaryota; Metazoa; Arthropoda; Insecta; Diptera; Tephritidae. The record is from RefSeq and is a predicted model, not a curated record.